Messenger RNA from Acaulospora colombiana, 439 nucleotides. The record is from the annotation of a GenBank genome assembly. NCBI's taxonomy places the organism in Eukaryota, Fungi, Glomeromycota, Glomeromycetes, Diversisporales, Acaulosporaceae.
UCGGACGAGGAAAAUCCCCUUAUACCUGGAAACAGCAGUUAUAGAACUUCGAGAUAUCCGCGUUACGAUCGUGUUAGAGAGGAAGAAUUAUUAAACAAGAUUGUUCAACGAGCGGCUGAAAAUUUCAUUGAUAUAUCAAACACACAUGCCACCGAACGCUUACAACCGCAAGAUACUAUAGAUCGCGCGAGUGAAUACAGAGAGGUUAUGAAUGAAAUCAAGUUAGAUACAAAAAUAUUCCAAAAAAUACAAGAACACAACACUUUACCAAAACUUCGAAAUAAAAAAUCUUUUCACUCAUCGUCCCAGCCGACACCAAUAGUUGCGUCACCACCACCGCAUGUUGUGUUAAAAGAAGGAUGCGUGACCAAAGAAGAUGAAGAAUGGGCUAUGAGCGAUAUAAAUAGAGCCCUCGAAGAUAUUGAAGUUGAAUACGUGG